Molecule: messenger RNA, 5055 nt
Organism: Spirodela intermedia
Lineage: Eukaryota; Viridiplantae; Streptophyta; Magnoliopsida; Alismatales; Araceae
Source: the annotation of a GenBank genome assembly
AUGGGGUUGUGGGUGCUGGUGAUUUGCAUCCUUGCGACAACGUCCGCCUCGCAGGGCCAGUCUAUGACAGGUAUCCCCUCUUUUCCGUCUAUUCAGAUUUCGUGGCUUACAAUCGGCUAAAACCAGCGAGAUAAUACCUAUGUUAGCCGCUGCUUUUCUUGUUCGAGAAGUCCGAUUCCCAGAUAAACAGGUAGAAGAGACCAUUGUAGAAAUUUCUUGUCCGAAGGAAGAUCAUGGUAGAAAAAAUACUCGAAAGAAUUUAGAAUAUCUUGGUUGAAAUAGUCCAAAAACUUUAUACUCUUCGAAAGAAAAAUCUCCCGUUCGCUUUGAAGAUGCUUCUCAAAGGUCAGGUUCUUUUUCAGGUUUCAUUAGCAUAGACUGCGGCCUCGAAGGGGACUCUAAUUACACGGAUUCGGCCACGAAUAUCAUCUACUCACCGGACGCCCUCUACAUCGACACUGGGGAGAACAGAAGAGUCUCCCCAGAGACUAACGUUACCGGCUUUUUCGAAUUCUACAAAACCCUCCGGAGCUUCUCCAAAGGAAUGCGGAACUGCUACACGUUGCGGCCCCUGGUAAAGGGCCGCAAGUACCUGGUGAGGGCUGUAUUCCAGUACGGUAACUUCGACGGCCGAGAUUCCCCGCCAACAUUCGAUGUCUAUCUCGACGUCCACUUCUGGCAGACUGUGCCGCCAAAGAAGUUCUCCCGACUGGAGAUCAUCGCCAUUUCACCCGGUGAGUCCAUGCAGGUCUGCCUGGUCAACAAGGGUUUGGGGACGCCGUACAUAACGGUACUGGAGCUGAGAACCCUACUGGAUUCGAUCUACCCCCUGGUGAACACUUCUCAGGCUCUUGUUCUCCGGGGUGACAGGACGGAUCACGGAAUUAACGGCUCUAGGAGGUCAUGUUCGCUCCGUCCCCUCUCUCUUUCUUCCGGUAUACAUUCAUAUACGUAAAUAUAUACACAUAUAUGUAAGAUGCCUAUCUCUCACUUCAGAUUCUUGCUGUAGACAUAACGGAUAAAUUGAAAACGGCUGCUUUAUAAAUUUGAUUCACAGGUAUCCACAAGAUCCCUAUGAUCGUAUCUGGUUCGGCCUUUGGAAUAGCGAAGAUUGGCUGCCGAAGAGCACGAACGAGACAAUUGAACCCGGGACUAAAGACUUUAUGGUGCCGGGGAGCAUUCUGAGCACGGCAGUGACGACGCCGAAUGUCUCCGAGAGCAUAAACUUCACCGUGGCUGGGAUCCUUGGGGAGAAGAUAUACGUGUUUAUGUACUUCGCGGAGCUUCAGCAACUCGAAAGAAACGAGACGAGAGAGUUCAACGUCUAUGCAAACAAUUCCCUGUGGUUUCGGCAGUUUCGACCGAAGUACUUGUCAGCGGUUACUCUAUUUACCAACAGCCCAGGGGCCGGAGGGACGACCACCUACUCCCUCAAAGCCACCGGAAAUUCUACCCUACCACCCAUGAUCAACGCCUUCGAGUCUCAUAUCUUGGUACAGUUGAGCGCGUUGCCUACGCAGGAGAAUGACAGUGAGUGCCUCUACGUUCUCCAUGUCGCUGCAAGUUAGCUUACUUUACUGUGCUGUUUAGUGCGAGGAUAGAAACGGUACAUUACACCGACUCCUUGAUAAUCCUUAUCCUCGAUGAAAAUCAGAUAGAUUUGUCAAAAACUGAAUAAAUAGGGGGUUGGAUCUAACCUGAAUCAAAGAUUCUUAACCGGGCGGUUAGUUUAACAUAAUUUUGUACUAGUGCUGUCCGGAUCAUUGAUGAAAUGGUGUUGGGCGUAAUUAAUAUCACACCAGGCGAUGUCUAAAUUCAGUUUCCUUAUUCAGUUAUUUUUUUGUAUAUUCUCACUAGUACUCACUACAUGUUUUGGGCUACAGCCAAGGCUAUAACAAAGAUUAGAGAUUUUUACAAGCUGAAGAAGCACUGGGUAGGCGAUCCAUGCGAGCCCCAGAAUCUCACUUGGGAGGGCUUAAUUUGCAGUAAUGAUGACUCUCAAUACCAUAGGAUUGUGGCUUUGUAAGUUCCUUAUAUAAUGACUCUCAAAACCACAGGACUGAAUCACUUUGGAUAGUCUAAGGACAAGGUGAUGAUAUUUUCUUGCAGAAACCUGUCUCAUGCUGAGCUUGGUGGCGAAAUUUCUCCAUAUAUAUCUGAACUCAGCGCUCUAGUGUCGUUGUAAGUUUCUUCCAUAUUAGAGAGUACUUCCAUAUUACCAAGACAAAGGUAUGAAAUAUCAUGAAGAGCAUGGCAAGGCACUUCCUUAAGAAACUUAAAGUUGAUAAAUACUUAUCCAUGAGGCAGUUAAAAUAACUAUUUCAAACGGGGCGCUGUCACAGAUUGACCAGGUCACUAUGCUUAGUUUUUUUACGUAGAAGUGCCUUCAACUUUUAGUAGAACUGUAACCUUUUAGUAGAAGGAAUAAAAGCGACUUCAAUUUGAUAACAGGGUAGGCAGCACAGUGAUGAUUAUAGUUCAGAUGAGCGGAAGUGGAAUUUAUAAGAAUUUGAAAAGGAAAAGGAAAAGGAAUCCUAAGAACAGCUCUAUGAAGUAACAUAUAAGUUUUUCAAACGGGCAAUUUUAGUGUUUUUUCUAAUUAUUUUCUACAAGGUAAAUGAGUGCGAUAUCAAACGCCUGUGCAUGCUGCAUUUUCUAGCUAUAAUAACUGUAAUCCCGGGAAAGGAAAAGGGGAGGACUUAAAGGACAAGUCACUUUAAAUUGACUUACAUCUGUGAUUUUUUUAUUUCAGAGACUUGUCAAAUAACAACUUGACAGGUGAAAUUCCUAGCGAUCUGAUAAAGUUGUCGCAGCUUCAAGCCUUGUAAGUUUCUGGCAUUACCUUUUUAACUGGCAUCUUGAUAAUUUUUCACUAUUAUCUUAAACUUUUACAGGAACUUGUCAAAUAACAACUUAACUGGACAAGUACCCCCAAUUCUUGAAGAGAAAUCACAAAACAAGACUUUCUCUUUAAGGUUUGUACUUAUGUAAAUGAAAUUGUUUAGAAACCAUUUUGACUAUAGACAAAAUACUAUCAAUAUUACUCAAUGCAUUAGUUAAUUGAGUAUAAUAAAGUUUCAAAGUCUAUCAGGCUUAAUUUUUUGAUGUUCUUUUGAUAUUCAAGGUUUAAACUUUUGAACUAGCUUGUACCCUAGAAAAUACCCUUUGAUGAAACACAGAACACUGAGGAGAGACUGUAUUCGAAACAUGAUUGACCUGUUUUUUUAUAUACAUCAUUCUUUUCUAUAGAUGACUACGCAUCAGGUGAUGUUUAUAUGAUUUUUUACUCAUAAUUUACAUUAUAACAAACUUCUUUCUUAAAAUGCUAGGACUGAUGGCAACACAGAUCUAUGUACUAAAGUCCACCCGUGUGAAACAAAGGAAACAAAGGAAACAAAGAAAACAAAGAAGGUUAUUGUUCUAAUUGCAGUCCCUGUUGGAGCAAUUUUUGUUAUCCUCUUUGUUCUAGUUAUAUUGUUAUGGAGAAUUAGAAGGGGAAAAAAAACUAUCCAUGACGCUACACCAGAAGGUAUAUAACUCUUUUCCAUUGCCAUAUUUUAAGCAUGGAUAGUACUUAACAGUGUCGUAGCAUAUGCUACGUGCUAUUCUGACAUUUUAUUUUUGGACACUGGAAAUCUCGAGCACCAUUCCAGACCUUCAGUCGAGGAGACCACCAGAAAAUUUACAUUCAGAGAGUAACCAAUUCACAUUCGCAGAGAUUGUAGACAUCACUAAAAACUUUCAAAACCAGAUUGGGAAAGGUGGGUUUGGAAUAGUAUACCAUGGUUACUUAAGAAACGGAAUUGAAGCUGCAGUAAAGAUGCUAUCAAAAACAUCUUCCCAAGGGCCAAAAGAGUUUAAAGCCGAGGUAACUUCCUCAUACCUAAAUCACUGAUUCUCCAUUAAAUUUAUCUUAUAACGACUGACCUACUAUGUUUCUUCCUCGUGAAGACAUUAUUUUAACACAGCUUUAAGUUUUAAUUCAGGCUCAAAUAUUGACGAGAGUACACCACAAAAAUCUGGUGUCUUUAUUAGGAUACUGUAAUGAUCAGCAUAAUCUUGCACUAGUGUACGAAUUUAUGGUGCAGGGCAAUCUGAGAAAUCAUUUAUCAGGUUUCCCCAAUUUUACAAAAUUUCUGAGUGUCCUAUGCUAUCAUUCACUUCCUCAUACAUUGUCUACAUGAAUAUGCGUAGAUCAUACGAUUAAUCAUCUAAGCUGGAGCAAUAGAAUUAGAAUAGCACUUGAAGUUGCACAAGGUAUACUUAAAAAAAACUACAAAAUUUUGAUUUCAGUGUGUAUAUACUUUUUGUUCUUGUAUUAACACAAUUUUCAAAUCUCUAAUUCCAGGACUUGACUAUUUGCACAGCUUCUGCAAGCCACCUAUAGUUCAUAGAGAUGUGAAAAGUACAAAUAUUUUGUUGAAUAGUAAUAUGGAGGCAAAAUUGGCUGACUUUGGGCUGUCUAGGCUUUUCCAUGACGACUCAGCUUAUGUUUCAACUGUAGUUGCUGGCACUCCAGGAUAUCUUGACCCUGAGUAUGCUCUCAACUGAUUUUAGUUUUUUAAGAAAAAAUAAUUACUUUAUACAAUUCACAAAGGUUCUGUAUUGAUUGCACUAUUUUCUGCCACGUUCCAUUACAGGUAUUACCAAACAUCAAAGUUAAAUGAGAAGAGCGAUAUUUACAGUUUUGGUAUUGUUAUGCUAGAGCUUAUUACAGGGAAAUCGCCAAUUAUUGAUGGAUUGGAGAAAAUAUUUAUUGUCUCAUGGGUUCAGUCAAGAAUUGAAAAAGGUGAUAUAUUUCAAAUAGUAGAUCAAAGAUUGCAAGGGGAAUAUGAUAUUAACUCUGUAUGGAAAUAUAUUGAAAUUGCACUGUCAUGUGCAUCACAUUACUCUACCCAGAGACCAAGCAUGAGUGAUGUAGUGAUGAGGUUGAAGGAGUGUCAGUCCUCCAUUUCCUCAAACGAAAUACCCAGAAAUUAUGAGGAUUCAGCACAAAGUUCAGCUGCAAUGUUUCAUGAUUCCCUUUUUCAUGGCACAAAUCCGCUAGUAAGAUAG